Lacerta agilis (Sand lizard) is the source of this 1862-nucleotide messenger RNA. It is a transcript of the gene TMEM125, whose product is annotated as transmembrane protein 125. The transcript is spliced from 2 exons. The coding region runs from base 696 to 1367 and encodes 223 amino acids. The record is from RefSeq and is a predicted model, not a curated record. Lineage: Eukaryota; Metazoa; Chordata; Lepidosauria; Squamata; Lacertidae.
CUAACUACACAGAAGGUCCUAGCACCCCAUCCAGGUCUCCGUUCUUCCUAGACAAAGACUUGCAUCUCAAGGGUUAAGGCAGCCUUGACGCAAGGAUCUAUUGUUCAACAAGCCGGAGAGCCAGUUGGUGACAAGAGGCAGAUGCUGAUGAGGGACCAUGUGAGGCUGGUGCUGUGAAUGGGGCUUUAUUACUGUGUGGGAUCCCUGCCCUCUGCCACUAUCCUUGCUGCCAGCACUAGAGGCGAGCACAGCUCAGCUGAGGGAUGUUGUGCCAAUCUGAUCCAGGAGCCCUAAUGCAGCUAAGCUUUGACGGAUAAGGCAGGUACUCGUACAAGACAGGUGCACCAUAGCACCAGGGGCAAGCUUGCUGAGGGAAGAUCCAAGACUGCAGCACCAAUAUGUGCCAGGAUCCCCGUGAGCUUGGAAGCAAAUGAGCUACAAGGCUGAAGCAGCUUUUCACUUUUGGCUUCAAGAGAGGAGUCCUACAUUUCUCCUGUGCUGCACUUGCGAUAGCAUACAGUAAUACACGGGCUGCAGGCUUUUGUCUCUGGCACUGUUCCCUCACAUAGGAAGAAAAAGUGAAGGGUGCUGCCCUCUCCUGCUGGGAAAUGUCACACCCAUCCAGGCUUGCCAGCUGAAGCGGCAGCUCCAUCUACAAGACCCACCUUUAUGUAGGAGCCAAUCCAGUGUCCACCAUGCCUGAAUUAGAGCCGCUGGGUGUGCCCAGACCCCCAGCCAACGCCAGCCAGAUCCAGAGGAAUAUCCUGGAGGAACAUGUGGAGCUAUGGUGGUUCCAGGAGCCCAGAAAGUCAUUUGUCUGCUAUGGGGUAGCUGUGGCUCUGAUCCUUGCCUGUGGGGUAGGUGGCAUUGCACUGCUCUAUAGUACAAGCAGCCGCUCUGGGGAAUGGAGGCUGGCAGUGGGCACAACACUCUGCCUACUGGCACUCUUGGUCUUACUGAAGCAGCUGCUGAGCUCAGCCAUCCAGGACAUGAAUUGCAUUCGCAGCCGAGAGCAAGUUGCACUACUGAAGAGCGGCGGUGCCUCCGACUGUGCAGUGCUGCUCCUGACAGCCCUGGUGCUGCUGGUGUGUGGCACAGUCCUCACUGUGCUUUCCACCACCAGCGUUGGCAGCAACCCAACUGCCCAACGCCCCCUUACCAGCAUGUUUGUCAGCGGCAUCGUGCUCACAGCCUCUGGGGCUAUCAUCCUGCUCAGCCUGCUGCUGUAUUUGAUGUGGACUUCUUGUUGCUCAGCUGUACCUCCAUACCGGGACGCUGGGGACAACAGCACCCUCUUCACCAUCUCGGGACACAUCUCAGCCGACCGGCGGCUCGCUCCUACCUCUAGCACAGCAAAUCUCAUUUAACCCUCAAGUAAAUGGCUAGUGGCUGCCACCACCUUUGACUGCAGGGUGGACCUCUCAUAUUGGACUAGCAUUUGCACUUUACGACAACCAGCCUGGCCCAGAUACGUCUUCCUGUGCUGCACUCAGCAAUGUGCCGGAAUUUCUGCUGCAGAGCUGUACUGCCAAGAUAGCAGCCUGGGCUUGUUGGCCAGAGACCACAACACAAAGAUGUUUUUGCUACUGAGUGCUGGGAGAUAAAGGUGUGGAAAUAGUCGUCGUUCCAAAGAAUGGCUUUUCCAGCACAACAGUGAAAAUGGUACUAGAGGCUGUUCAAUUUGGAUAGUUAGGGUGUCUCACACACAAACGUUCGUUUCACUCAUUAGUUUCCCCAACAUUUCUGAAGUGGCACCAGGCAUUACCCCAACCUCUUAAUAUUUAUCUUUGCAGCCCCAAGGUCUACUUACUUUUACAAAAAUGAAUGAUGCAAUUAUACGGAAAUGGAAUUUGGUGCCCAAA